GGGCUACGUAGCAACGACUGCUCACAUACACUCAACGUGCGGAAGAAUACUACUUUAAUCGAGGGACUACGUUUUAUCAGCGCAGACGUUGUGACUGUUUACUAUCACAAUAACAACCAACAUGGCGGACGAAGAAGCUACAGCUGGAAGUGACAACAUUGUCACAGAAUAUAACACUUAUGAAGAUUUUCUCGACUCACAAAUAACGUCACUGGAUUUGUACUAUCUUGAGGAUGAAGAGCUUGCAAGACAACUUGUGGAACUUGGAUAUCGUGGAAGUGGAGAAGUCCUUAAACGAGAAGAGUUUGAAGCAAGAAAAGCUGCUGCUGAAGCUAGCAGGUUGUCCAAAAGAAGUCAACAAAAGACACUAGCAAGCUCAGGCAAAGACUUGAAAAAUCUCUUUUUAAAAGCAUUAGCACAAAGGGAAGAAGCUAAUCGAAGUGGAAAGAUGACCACAAUUAUAUUCAUCCGAGAUAAAAAUGCACGAGGUCAGGAAAUCUCAGGUUAUAUAGACUACGCCCAUAGAUUAAAAACUGAAGACUUUGAACCAUAUUUCUCUUGUAGGAAGCGACUGUUACCAAGGCCUUCAGAUCUCAGCUUCUAUAACUGGGAAACACAGACGUCUACAUCCAAUCCAACACCCAAUUAUCAAGUCAUUGCUGAAAACGCUUCUGGUUUAUUGUUUAAAAACAAAAGAGAUCGUAAGAUACUUAAUGUUGAUCCAAAGGCCCCAACACCUGGAGACAAUUCUACUCGAACAGUGCUUGAAUGUCGUCAAUACACACAAGUUGUCAUAUACGAUCAUAUUACGAGACGAAAAACAUGAAAUGUCUAAUUGAAACCUAUGUUUAACUUGUACAUAUUGUUAUUAUUCGUUUCUUCUUUUAUUUUCUUUACGAAAAAUGUGUAAUGCUUUUUAAACUUCCAAUAUCUCAAAGUUCAACUAGGUAUAGUGGUCCCAUGUAACAUAAUCCAGCAUGUGCAAAAUGCAUUGUUUGCUUACUGAAUGACACCUAUGGCACUUUUAUAAAUAUUAUUUGAGAUAAAUGAUGUAUCCUGCAUACAGUAAAACACGUCUUUUUAGCAUGUUAUUUUAGCUAAUUUACCAGAUCCAUAAUUUUACUAAUUCAAGACGUCAUUAAUUUAAAAAAAAGUAUAAUCCCCCAAUGAUAUAGUUGGCACUUUAUUUAAAUUAAGUUCGCUAAAAUAGCCUGUAGCUAUUUCAACAUGUUUUACAGUAAAUUCUACUAAAGCAUUCUAUAAUAUACAUUAUUAUAUUAAUCACCUUUUUUCUGUAUGUUUCUGUAAAAGUGUCAUAGUCAGCCAGUUGUAAAUUUAUUUAAAACAACCAUUCUUUAGUUCACUUGCAAUUACUGGUGGGGAUUAAUUAUUUAGCUUUACAGACCUGAGUUAGAAAUUACCAUCCGAGAAAUGGUUGCCAUGGUGAACUGAAUAUAUGUAGUAGCUGUUUGUUUUAUUGUGCUAAAUAAAAGACUACCGGUACUA
Messenger RNA from Saccoglossus kowalevskii, 1506 nucleotides. Its product is annotated as cilia- and flagella-associated protein 299-like. The record is from RefSeq and is a predicted model, not a curated record. Lineage: Eukaryota; Metazoa; Hemichordata; Enteropneusta; Harrimaniidae.